Messenger RNA from Cheilinus undulatus (humphead wrasse), 4779 nucleotides. RefSeq names its product solute carrier family 25 member 44-like. NCBI's taxonomy places the organism in Eukaryota, Metazoa, Chordata, Actinopteri, Labriformes, Labridae. Gene Ontology annotation, molecular function: branched-chain amino acid transmembrane transporter activity. Gene Ontology annotation, biological process: branched-chain amino acid catabolic process. The transcript is spliced from 4 exons. The record is from RefSeq and is a predicted model, not a curated record. The coding region runs from base 218 to 1165 and encodes 315 amino acids. Gene Ontology annotation, cellular component: mitochondrion.
UUCACUGCUAGCUAGCCGAACAAGCUAGAAAGGAACUGCGACUCACCUGCCAACGCUGUAAUUGUUCGAAUUUACCAAAUCAAGCAAUUCAAAAUGCACAAGUUGUUUAAUGACAUGAAGUUUAAAGUCUAGCGAUUCGCCUGAAAUGACUUUGGAAUAAUGGUCUGUCCGAGGAGGCUAAAAUCAUUCUGAUGAGGGGGCAUCUACAGCCGACAGCAUGCAGCAGAAAAGGAACAUCCAGAUCAUCGAAUGGGAGGACCUGGACAAAAAGAAGUUCUACUCUUUCGGGGUGUUCAUGACGAUGACCAUCCGGGCCACCGUCUACCCAGCCACUCUAAUCCGUACACGGCUUCAGGUGCAGCGGGGAAAAUCUCUCUACAGCGGCACGUUUGAUGCCUUCUUUAAGAUUCUGCGGACGGAGGGUGUCCGUGGACUUUAUCGCGGCUUUAUGGUUAACACCUUCACGCUGAUUUCAGGGCAGGCUUACAUAACCACCUAUGAGCUGGUGAGGAAAUAUGUCUCCCAGUACUCUGAGGACAAUACAGUCAAGUCUCUGGUGGCAGGUGGUUCAGCCUCCCUGGUUGCUCAGAGCAUCACUGUUCCUAUAGACGUUGUCUCUCAGCAGUUGAUGAUGCAGGGCCAAGGGGAGCACCUCACCCGCUUCAGACUCAACUCUAACUCAGAGAAGGGAAAGCCCAAAAAAUUCUUUGGCCAAACAAGGAACAUUAUGGCUCAGAUUUUUGCUGCUGAUGGUUUCAGGGGCUUCUAUAGAGGAUAUGUGGCUUCAUUACUCACUUACAUCCCAAACAGUGCUGUCUGGUGGCCUUUCUAUCAUUUCUAUGCGGAGCAGCUCUCUAAUCUGGCUCCCAGUGACUGCCCUCAUCUGAUUCUACAAGCCACAGCAGGACCUCUGGCAGCUGCAACUGCCUCCACUGUCACCAACCCGAUGGACGUAGUCAGAGCCCGAGUACAGGUUGAAGGGAGGACCUCAGUCAUUGAGACGUUCAGGCAGCUGAUCAAAGAGGAGGGCUUCUGGGGACUGACCAAAGGACUGUCUGCCCGCAUCAUUUCCUCUACACCCACCGCCAUCGUCAUGGUAGUCGGAUACGAGACGUUAAAGAAACUGAGUUUGAGACCAGAGCUGGUGGACUCGAGACACUGGUAGAAGAUACCGGGACAGACGGUUUCUGGACCAUGUGCCAUAGCCCAAAUAUUAGACUAUGAGUGAAUGCACUGGAUGAGAGAGAGGUUUGUUUAAAAUCACAGCCCAGGGAACAAAUGGAAUCACUUUAAACAAACAUCUGUGUGUUAGAUUUUGACAUAUAUGUACACUAACACAUUAGCUCAGAUUAAUAUAAAGCCAUUAACAUUCACAUGGAUUGACAUUCAGAGUUUGUGUUGCUGCAUAACAGGUUUGUGUUGCUUUUUGUGCAAUCAAGAGUUGAGAGAGAUUUUAACACUGAAAGAUGAAGAGGCAGGGAUGAAACCAGGAGGAUUCAUUUUCAUGAGGACGAUCUCAAAGCUGAAGGCAGAUAAGUAGGAUUUUCUAAAAACAAACUAGCAUGUUUAAAAAAAAAAAUAAUAAUAAUAAUUAAAUCACAAAUGAUCCAGUAAAAAUUGGCAGUGUUGUACAGAGACCCUGGCUGUUGCCUGUAGGAUCAAACGCAGCAAAAACAAAUUCAAACAAAAAUGAGUGUUGAGUCUUGCAGCUGCACAACCUUCUCAGUGCAAUUUGGGUUUACUUGUUGCUUCUGAUUGGGUUAAAACCAUCACACCAUUCUAAGGAAACAUGGGUCAACAUAUAUAUUAUUACAGCGUUGGACAUUCAUAUGGUUAUGGAGCACAAGGGAGCUUCUCAUCUACACUUAAUACUGCACUUCUCCUUUUACUCCUCUGAUCUCACUCCUGUAACACCUCUGGUACUAUUUCGGAUGUCUGCACAGAGGUGCUUUACUUCACUUCAUCCCCAAGUAAUGCCUCAGUGACAUCCCUAUCGAGGGCAAAACUUCACCUUGAACAGGACAAACAUGAUCGCUGUUGUCUGAGUCAGGAGCAUAGGAGGCUCCUCUUAGGUUUUUCUGUCGUAUCCAUAGACUGUAGAGAAUAUUGAACUCCAUGAUUUCAGCCAUCUGGUGACUGAAGGAGGCUGAAACCAGCGUCUGAUGGCUAUCAUGUUGAAAACAGGGCUCAACCUAGUUUUGAUCAACCUUGAAACAGACAAAGAGCUUUAGCUGAGGCAGGUCAAAGCCUCCUGACAAACAGCUACACUCUGCUGGCUUGCCAUGCCUCUGAUUAUUCAAAAAUUCUGUUCUUCUAAAACCAAAAUGGGCAACUUAUCAAAAAGUCACUGCCUGUACCACGAUUUUGGCCCAAAUAAUUUUUGAAUCAGGAUGUAAACAUGUUUAUUUCUGAUGCAAAAAUCUGUAUUUUAACACCAGGUGUGUGGGUGACUUCUGGCACUUGUGCAGCAGGGUUGGAAAUAAACUUUUUUGUCCGCCAGCUACUCACACAAGGGUCAGCUUUGAAUUUUUGUGUUUCUAAACUGUAGCUGGCAAAUCCUACUUAUCUGCCUUUGAUGUAUCAAUGCAUGCUCCAGAACAGUGGUUCUAAACUGGUGGGUCAAGACCCAAAAAGGGUCACAAAUGGAUUCCUGGAAAAAAAUUGGGUCAAAAUGAAUAGUAGUCGUACGCUGACACAUGUCCUUGUACUUUAUUUCACUCUGUUUUGCUUGACGAGGAGUAAAUUCUGUAGGGAUGUUUGAUUUUUGCCGAUAUCCGAUGUGCCAAUAUUUGCAGAUUCUUUUUAGAUGAUACUAAUAUCGAUACAGAUAUUUAAAAAUGCUUUUCGGACAAGAAAUUUCAGUCCUUUUGGACUUGAGGAUGACCAAGGAGACAAACUUUAGUCCUUAAAAAACACUUAAAGUUUAAAGCGUGAGGAUAAAUAAAGAAAAAGAUCUCAGCUGACAUACUGUAGGUCUGUUGGUUCAGCAUAAAACUCCACUGAUUUAUUAGUAUACAUGGACAAAAUUUACAGUUGAUAUAUGCUGAAAUACACAGGCAAAAUAUUGGGUGUGAAUAUUGGCAGAAAUUUCAAGUAUCCUGUUAUCUUGGAUGGAAAUGUCUUCAAGAAUUUCUUUAGACUUUAAAAAAGUCCACCAGAUUUUUGAUUAUUAAAGCAAACCAGACUGAAAUAUUUUUGCAUGCAUGUCCUCCUUAAGUUUCAACGUCUCUUUGUGCUCUCAUAUGUUUUGUUCUAUAUAAGGCCUAAACUGCAACAUUUUUCUUUAAUUUUGAAAAAUUCUAAAAUUUGGGUCACAUUACAGAAAUGUCGGUGGCUCCUGUGGCUGAACCAGCUGAGAACCACGGCUCUGGAAUCAUGUUGGAUAACCUCUGCUGUGGAGGAAAGCAGAUUGAUUUUUGGAUAGCUGGAUAUUGUUUUUUACUAGUCAGAUGUUUGUUACAGUGACUUGUGUUUGUGUCCACAUGAAAACCUGGUUUGAAUCAGAGUUCAGAGAACCAGUAAGGGUCAUUUAGAUAUAGAUGAAGCAUUCAGAUAAACACUACACAAAUCUUUCCCAAGUGUCUGUUUCCAUAUAAACUGUCUCUCUGCAGUUCCCCUCUCUCUGCCUUUUUGCUGCCUUCAUUGUAUAAUCAACUCCAGAAGUUUGCUUUUUUACUGUGGACGACAGUAGGAUUUAGAAUUGUAGCUUCGUGGCAGCCUGUGUUUAUCUUUUAUUUACAGUUGUCUUAUAACCUGCACAGUCUAAAUCAUAAAGGACAAUUAACAUGAGGACAUAAAACAUGCAGUACAAACUCUGUCUGUACUCUUUUAACAUCUGCUGGCUGUUGGGACUUGUUGAAAACUCUGCAGUGAUGAAGCUGGUUUAUUAAGGGCAGAUUUUGUACCCUGGUUUUGUCCAGGAGGUUGAACUUGGCUGAAUUAUCAAAACUGUGAGCUGAAGGAGGAAGAAGGUUCAAAAUCAAGAGUGAUGCAAUUUCAGUGUUGACACAAAUCAGUUUGAGUGCAAUAAUGUAAAUGUUUUGUUCUUUUCAGCACAAAAUGUGAUUGUAAAUGUUCUGUAAAUCCUGUGAAUAACAUCUUUAAAGAAGUGUUUAAGUUAUUUUCCUGUUCAAGCGUUCGGGAUUACGACCACUGAAGUGUCCAAACUUCUCUUUCUGUUCAGUCUCUUUUUUGUGUUUUUAACAUAACGUUUGUUGCUUUUGGUUUGAAACGGCUUUUAAAGAAAGAUGAUUAUUUCAAAAUAAAAUCAAGUACAACGUUGAAAUUUAAGAAGUGAUCAUAUUUUUAAAUAUAAACAUUUAAAUAUGACAUUAAAUGUUGUCACAGUGGAAAGGAAUGAGUGCUUAAAUAAAAUGAGACAAGUUAAUAAAAUAAAAGUUUUGAACAGAUUUGCUCAGGUCAAGAUGAACUCUGGAAUACAUUUAGGUUUAAUUUGCAGUUUUAAGUUUCUGAAUCAUAUUUUCAUGCAGUGGCACGUGUGCACUUCUUCAUCUGUUUUUCUUUGUGAACGUAUUUUACUGCAAACCUGUUCGGGUUAUCUGAGGGAGAAGGGAAUCAAUCAAACUGCUGUGAUGAAAUUAAGCCUCUAUUUUUAUUGUCUUUUAAAUCGAAGUGUUGUCAGAUUACAUUGUAAGUGAAAAUGAGAUUUUUCUUCUGCUGUUGAUCAGAACGCGACUGCCAUGAAUAGAGCUCAUAUUUUUUUCCAUCAUGUUUUGUCUUGUGUGUCGUUGCUUCAUCCAUUCAGUUAAUAAAACUUCA